Terrapene triunguis (Three-toed box turtle) is the source of this 3756-nucleotide messenger RNA. Its product is annotated as myomegalin-like. The transcript has 17 exons. NCBI's taxonomy places the organism in Eukaryota, Metazoa, Chordata, Testudines, Emydidae. The coding region runs from base 94 to 3507 and encodes 1137 amino acids. The record is from RefSeq and is a predicted model, not a curated record. Gene Ontology annotation, cellular component: microtubule organizing center.
GGGUCCCAGUGAACGCCCCCAGGAGAUAUACUGAGUGAGCAGGGAGGACUCCCCCAGCAGACCUGGGCGUGGGUCUGGGUGGUAGAGAGGAAGAUGAGGGAGAUCUGUCGGAUUUGCGCCCGGGAGCUCUGUGGCAACCAGAGACGCUGGAUAUUCCACACGGCUGCCAAGCUCAACUUGCAGGUGCUUCUCUCCCAUGUCCUGGGCAAGGAGCUCUGCCGAGAUGGCAAAGCUGAAUUUGCCUGCAGCAAGUGUGCGUUCAUGCUGGACCGCAUCUACAGGUUUGACACGGUCAUCGCUCGCAUCGAAGCCCUCUCCAUCGAGCGUUUGCAGAAGCUGCUGCUGGAGAAGGAUCGCCUCAAGUUUUGCAUUGCCAGCAUGUAUAGGAGGAAUAAUGAAGACUCUGGUAUUGAUGACAAAGUUGUUGGGGAUGUGACUGUUGACAUUUCUGGCCUGCCUGAUGUCAGAUACACAGCCCUUCUUCAGGAGGACUUUGCCUAUUCUGGAUUUGAAUGCUGGACAGAGCAUGAGGAACAUAUCCCAGAACUGCACAGCUGCCACACUUCGGAGAGCGUGGGUAACCGCCCAAGGCGAUGCCGUGGCUGUGCUGCAUUACGUGUUGCAGAUGCUGACUAUGAAGCAAUUUGCAGAGUCCCACGAAAGGUGGCUAGGAGUAUCUCUUGUGGUCCUUCCACCAGGUGGCCAGCUAGUGUAUGCAACGAGGAAUCUUCUGUAUGUGAACCUAUAACUGCUGACUUGGCAAGUGUCAAGGUGCCUGUGGAAGAAGAAAGCAUGGAGGAAGGGACUCCUGGGUCCUCUGUUGAAUCCUUGGACACAACGGUUAAGGUCAGCCCUCCACGACAGAAGGAUGAGGAAGCAGACAAAGGUGUAAAAGGGAGUGAGAAGUGUGAUGAUUGCUCAGAUGCCCGUACCACUCCAAACUCAUCAUUGUACGGGAAUAGGUUGGAGCUAGCCCUUAGCCUGAUCAAAGCUUUUGACUACAAGCCUGUUCAGAGUCCCAGAGGGAGCAGGUUACCUAUUCCAGUGAAAUCCAUCCUGCCAUAUUCCAAGCCUAGCCAUGAUCUGGUGGAUGGAAGUGCUCUUCUUGGCUCAGUGAAUGCUGGUUCUGGUUUCCUCAGUGCAGCCACAAAACCCUUUCCCUUGGAGCUUUCUGACCUGCAGGAGCUGUGGGAUGAUCUCUGUGAAGAUUAUAUGCCACUUCGGGUACAGAAUCUGCCUGAGGACCAUCAGCAGCUGACUCAGUGUGACCCCGUGGCGAGUGGGCGUGUGUCUGAAUCGCAUGCUGCUGAGCUGCAGGACAAAAUCCAGCAGUACGAUGCCACCAACAAGUUGCUGCAGGAAAAGCUAAAUGAGAUGAAUUUUGAAUUAAAAUCUGUCCAGGAAGCAUCCCAGAGACAAGAUCGUACAAUCCAGAGUCUGAACGAGGCCCUGAAGAGCAAAGAAAGUGAGACAGAGGAGCUGUACCAUGUGAUUGAAGGGCAGAAUGAGACCAUGGCCAAACUACGAGACAUGUUACAUAGAAGCCAGCUUGGACACUUGCAGACCUCGGACGGUCCAUCCCCUUCCCAGCAGCAGCAGCACAUGGCACUGCUAGGUCUGCAGAACACGCUCUUCUGCACCCAGCUGGAGAUGCAGAAGCUGAAGAGGGCUCAGCGGCAGAAAGAACACCAACUGGCUGAAGCCAGGAGAGCUACCCAGCUUCUAGAGGCUGCUGUGCAGGAGGAACAGCAGCUGAAAGAGGUGUCGUGGAAACAUAAUCAGGAGCUGCGUAGUGUUGUGCAGCAGGUACAAGCAGAGCUGCAGGGCAAGGUUCAGGAGCUGCGGGCCCUGGAGGGGGAGAGAUGCUGUGAGAUCCGGGCCCAGGAGCAGCGUGUUCAGCGUUUGAGCCAGAGGCUGGCUCACAAAGAACAGCUUCUGCAGGAAUCCCGGGAACUUCUGCAACGUCGGCAGAGCUUGGAGAAGAACCCUGCGGUGACUGAUGCUAUGCUGGAGAAGUUGCAGCAGCGAAUCAAAGACCGAGAUGCUGCUCUGGAGCGAGCAAUAGAUGAGAAAUUUUGUGCCGUGGAAGAGAAGGAGCAAGAGCUGCGACAGCUCCAUCUCUCUGUGAGAGAGCGGGAGCGUGACCUGGAGAGACUGCGCAGCGUCCUGUCCAGCAAUGAGGCCACCAUUCAUAGCAUGGACAGCCUGCUGAAAGCCAAGACGCUGGAACUAGAGCAGGUGUCAGCAACCUGCCAGAACCUCCAGUGGCUGAAAGAGGAAGUCGAGGCAAAAUCCAGCUGUUGGCAGAAGGAGCAGGAGGGGAUAAUACAGCAACUGCAGACCUCUCUGCAUGACAGGAACAAGGAAGUGGAAGAGCUCACAGCAACCUUGCUCUGCAAGCUGGGCCCAGGGCAGAGUGAGAUUGCAGAGGAUCUGUGCUUGCGUCUCCAGCGGAAGGAGAGGAUGCUGCAGGAUCUCCUGAGUGACAGGAACAGACAGGCUGGAGAACAUGAGACCGAACUUCGGGAGCUGCUUCAAGCCAUGAGCACCCGGGAGCAGCGAAGCCGAGUAGCAGCCGAGAAGAUGGUGCAGGCUCUGGCAGAAAAGAGUGGCGAAGUACAAUUCCUGCGCCAGCAGCUGGUGGGGAAGGAGCUGGGGAAGAACACAGCGGCUGAUGGCAGGCUUCUCCUCCAGAAAGACAAGCAGCCCUUUCAAGAAUUACUGCCAGGAGGUUGCGGGAACGCUACUGCUACCGGAAUCUCCAAGGGAGAGGACAGCAAAUACAGGAUGGAGAAAGGCCCGUUGGAGACGGCUGCCGAGCUGGAGAAGGAGCUUGUUAAUGCCAGAGAGGAACUGGAGCUAAUGGCAAGAAAGGAAAGAGAAAGCAGGUUGGAGCUCUCUUCUCUUCAGUCUGUGGUGACGGCACAGGAGGAGGAGCUGCAGGUGCAGGCCUCAGAUAUUGAGUCCCUGACCAGGAACAUCCAGAGCAAGGAGGACCUUAUAAAGGACCUGCAGAUGCAGCUGGUUGAUCCUGAAGAAAUCCCAGCUGUGGAACGACUGACCCAAGAAGUCCUGGUGCUUCGGGAGAAAGUAGCCACAGCAGAGUCACGAGGACAGGAGGCUACAGGGAACAGACGGCAACAGCUGUUGCUGAUGCUGGAAGGGCUGGUGGCGGAGAAGAGUCGCCUGAAUGAAGCUCUGCAAGCAGAAAGGCAGCUGUACAGCAGUCUGGUGAAGUUCCACGCUCACCCAGACAGCCCCGAGAGAGGCCAGACUCUGCGGGCGGAGCUGGAGGGGGCCCAGGCGCUCCGUGGACGACUGGAAGAGGCUCUUGGCAGAAGCAUGGAGCAUUUGCGCAGGCUGGAGACCCUGGGCGCCUUUGGAGGUGGGGAACAGCAGAGUGUGAGAGAGAGUCCUACCCCAGCAUGCCUUCUGAGCUCUGGCCUUCACCCUGCCACCUGCCCUGGAUGGAAACUGGUCACUAACCGAGCAAGCCUGGCUGACUGACUCUGGGAGGGUUGACUUGUUACUAAUGAUGUGAUAGGAGUGGUGCAUUUAGAGCUGCCCUGGAAAUGGCGAUCCGUGCAACCCAUGUGUGUCUCGUCUAUGUACCUGUCUCUGGUCCUUCAGGGGAGGUUAUGAAAUAUAUUUGCACAUUUGAGUCAUUCCAUUUUAGUUGAUCCACCUCCAUCCUUCUCCUACUCCUCCCUUUGUUCCUCUCCCAAUGGGCCAAAUAAAGAUUCCCUCCCUGUGAAA